ACACAUCCCACACCACACACACUCUUAAAAUCUUCCCAUAACAAACCAAUCCUCUGCAUGGAGACAAUCCAAUCCCUAUUCAACCCUAAAAUGAUUUCCGGACCUCUAAUUAUUCAUUCUCCUUUUUAAACCUCUCCAUCCCUCAAUUACUUCUCCACUCUCCACUCUCCACUCUCCACCACCACCACCACAAUGUCUACCGAUGCCUCCCCAACUUUCCGGACCUUCUCGCACUCCCAACAACCCGAACCUGUUAUGUUAACCUCCACUCACGACGGCCUUGAGUUCUGGCAGUACAUGAUCGCCGGCUCCAUUGCCGGUUCCGUCGAGCACAUGGCCAUGUUCCCCGUCGACACCCUCAAAACCCGCAUGCAGAUCUUCGGUGGAUCCCUCUCCGUCAACCCCGUCGGAGUCCGGCAAGCCCUCGGCUCCAUUCUGAAGCUAGAAGGCCCGGCCGGCCUCUAUCGCGGCAUCGGUGCAAUGGGACUCGGCGCCGGCCCGGCCCAUGCAGUCUAUUUCUCCGUCUACGAGUUAUGCAAAGAGUACUUCACACGUGGCAACCCUAACAGCUCGGCUGCGUAUGCUUUGUCCGGCGUGUGCGCGACUGUUAUGAGCGACGCGGUGAUCACGCCGAUGGAUAUGGUGAAGCAGAGGCUGCAGUUGGAGAGCAGUCCGUACAAGGGCGUUGGGGACUGUGUGAGGAGGGUUUUGGUGGAGGAAGGGGUGGGGGCGUUUUACAAGUCGUAUAAGACCACGGUGGUGAUGAAUGCGCCGUUCACGGCGGUUCAUUUUGCCACGUAUGAGGCGGCAAAGAGGGGGUUGAGUGAGGUGGCGCCGGAGAGUGCGAGUGAUGAGAGGUUGGUGGUUCAUGCGACGGCUGGUGCGGUGGCCGGGGCUUUGGCUGCGGCUGUGACUACUCCGCUUGAUGUUGUCAAAACCCAACUGCAGUGUCAGGGGGUUUGUGGAUGUGAUAGAUUUUCGAGUAGCUCGAUAGGAGAUGUUAUUCGAAGCGUCGUGAAUAAAGACGGAUACAGAGGGCUUAUGAGAGGUUGGAUUCCCAGGAUGCUCUUCCAUGCCCCUGCGGCUGCAAUUUGCUGGUCUACUUAUGAAGCAUCAAAAACGUUCUUUCAACAACUCAAUGACAAGGAUAAGUAAAAUGGUUCGACAUUAGGCAUGCUCCUGAUUUAGUCCAGCUCUUGUUCAUGCAGAUGUUGAAAAGUAGUCAGAUGAUAUAUACUGCAUAUUGAUGGGUAUGCUCAAAACUCAAGCGUAUAUGAUCAAUCGAUCAAUGGGGCAAUGAUCAUUAAUUUCCCUACUUCCAAGUUCUAAUCGAUCGAUUAGACCACAAAAGAACUAGCAUUUGGUUCUUUGGUGAAAAACAAGUACAUAUACUCUGGUGCAAUCAUGUACUCGUAUGGAAUCAGAAAACAUUCUAUAGUCUAUACUGCCGCCUGUACAAAAUACAAUUCAUUUUCAACUUUCGACUUC
This is a messenger RNA of Fragaria vesca subsp. vesca, 1488 nucleotides long. Its product is annotated as mitoferrin-like. Gene Ontology annotation, molecular function: ferrous iron transmembrane transporter activity. Bases 193 to 1155 code for a protein of 320 amino acids. Gene Ontology annotation, cellular component: mitochondrial membrane. NCBI's taxonomy places the organism in Eukaryota, Viridiplantae, Streptophyta, Magnoliopsida, Rosales, Rosaceae. Gene Ontology annotation, biological process: iron import into the mitochondrion. The transcript is spliced from 2 exons. The record is from RefSeq and is a predicted model, not a curated record.